This is a messenger RNA of Pelecanus crispus (Dalmatian pelican), 503 nucleotides long. The record is from RefSeq and is a predicted model, not a curated record. Lineage: Eukaryota; Metazoa; Chordata; Aves; Pelecaniformes; Pelecanidae.
GUUACAGAAAACAGAUCAGACCUUGAAGAUUUACACCUUUAUGCAACUCCUCGGGAGCAACGGUUUCGUAGGUUUGCCAGUUUAGAAUUUGAAGGACAGCUCUAUAUGACUCCAUAUGACUUCAUUCAGGCUGUCACAAAUGAUGAACCCAAACGUGCUAAAAAGUGGCGAUCCCUUUCAAAGCAGGAACUGAAUCAGAUCCUUAUGGAGACACCACCAGUUUGGAAAGGAUCAUCCAAACUUUUCCGUAAUCUUAAUGAGAAAGGUGUGAUAUCUUACACAGAAUAUUUAUUCCUCUUAUGUAUUUUAACAAAGCCGCAUGCAGGUUUUAGAAUCGCUUUCAACAUGUUCGAUACCGAUGGCAAUGAGAUGGUGGACAAAAAGGAAUUCUUAGUGCUACAAGAGAUUUUCAGGAAAAAAAAUGAGAAGAGAGAAAGAAAAGGAGAUGAAGAAAAACGUGCAAUGCUGGUAAGUAAAAUUGGAAUAGUUGCAGCUGGUAGUUG